CAUGAGCAGUGAUUUGUUUGUAUUUGGGGAGGGGAAGAUUCUACAGCCGUGGGAGCAUAGCUAGGAGUCAGACCUCUGGAGCAGUUGGUACAAGCUGAGCAGGGCAGCAACACUCAGCUCCCAUUUGAAAGAGUUCAGGACGAACUUGGAGCCUAUUAAAUGUAGACAGCGGAGACUGGAUUUUUCUUGCUGGGCUGACGCUUCCCAGGCAGCUCCGUCCGGCUCUGCCCUCCAGGUCUUGUUGGCAGUGGGGCGGGGAGAAGGGAGGAGCCGCUGGCGGAGGAUCCGGCCGAGUUUCCUGGAGGGGGAGCUUUAGCGCCCGUUCUCGGGUAGUUGUGCUGCUCCCAGGUUUGUGAAACUUUGCAAAGUUUCCAGGCCGCCCGCGGCCAGGAGCGCCCCCAGCGCGGCAUGGUGGGGCUGGCCGGCCGCGGCAAGUGGUGGGGCAGGCGGGGCCGGGCCCCCCGGGGAGCAGGGGCGUUGCUGGCCCUGGGGCUGCUGGCGGCACUGGGUUUCCUGGUGUGGCGGCGCGUCCCCCCGGAGAUCGAUGCUGCGCGUCCUGCCCGCGGGGCCCCCCAGCCGCCACUGCCCGAGGACCCCGAGCGCCUGCGGAGACCCGUGUACGAGAAGCCGCCCCUGGAGCCUGGGGCGCUGGGCGAGCUGGGCCAGGCUGUGCGGCUGGAGCUGAGCCCGGCCGAGAAGAACCGCCAGGAGGAGAGUAUCCGGCAUCACCAGAUCAACAUCUACCUGAGCGACCGCAUCUCCCUGCACCGCCGCCUGCCCGAGCGCUGGAACCCGCUGUGCAAAGAGAAGAAAUACGAUUAUCAUAACCUUCCAAAAACCUCAGUUGUAAUAGCUUUUUAUAAUGAGGCUUGGUCAACACUUUUGCGAACAGUACAUAGUGUUCUUGAGACAUCCCCAGAUAUUCUGCUGGAAGAAGUUAUCCUGGUGGAUGAUUAUAGUGACAAGGACCAUUUAAAGAAACCUUUGGAAAACUAUGUGGCUGGUUUACGCAAGGUACGUCUUAUUCGUGCAAAUAAAAGAGAAGGACUGGUUCGAGCUCGACUUCUGGGAGCUUCUCUUGCGAAAGGCGAUGUUUUGACAUUUCUUGAUUGCCACUGUGAGUGUCAUGAAGGGUGGCUUGAACCACUAUUGGAAAGAAUUGGGGAAGAUGAGUCAGCAGUUGUGUGUCCUGUGAUCGAUGUGAUUGAAUGGAAUACAUUUGAGUACUUGGGAAAUGCUGGGGAACCACAGAUUGGUGGGUUUGACUGGAGACUCGUUUUCACUUGGCAUGUUAUCCCAGAGAGGGAGCAAAAACGAAGACAGUCCAAAACUGAUGUAAUCAGGUCUCCAACUAUGGCUGGUGGAUUGUUUGCUGUCAGCAAGAAAUAUUUUGACUAUCUUGGCUCCUAUGACACAGGAAUGGAAGUAUGGGGAGGAGAAAACCUUGAAUUCUCAUUUAGGAUCUGGCAGUGUGGAGGAAGUCUUGAGAUCCACCCAUGUUCUCAUGUAGGUCACAUUUUCCCCAAACAAGCUCCCUACUCACGCGCCAAGGCCCUGGCUAACAGUGUACGUGCAGCAGAAGUUUGGAUGGAUGAAUAUAAGGAGCUUUAUUACCACCGAAAUCCACAUGCACGUAUGGAGCCCUAUGGAGAUGUGACAGAAAGGAGGCUGCUUCGAGAGAAGCUCAGAUGUAAAGACUUUAGAUGGUUCUUGGAGAAUAUUUACCCUGAACUUCAUGUACCUGAAGACAGAGCUGGCUUCUUUGGAAUGCUGAAAAAUAAAGGAAUGGCAAAUUACUGCUUUGAUUAUAAUCCUCCAAAUGAACAUGAAGUAACAGGGCACAGAAUCAUAUUAUAUCCAUGCCAUGGCAUGGGACAAAAUCAGUUUUUCGAAUAUACAUCUCAGAAUGAAAUACGUUACAACACCCGGAAGCCUGAAGCCUGUGCAGCCGUUGAUUCUGGGACUGACUAUUUGACAAUGUACUUGUGUCAAGACAAUGUUCAAAAUAUUCCUGAAAAUCAGAAAUUUGUUUUCAGAGAGGAUGGUACUUUGUUCCAUGUACAAACCCAGAAGUGCCUACAAGCCGAGUCUAACUCUUAUAAUGGCAAUCCAGCGCCGUUAUUGCGACCAUGUAGCAAUUCAGAAUACCAAAAAUGGUUCUUCAAAGAAAGAAGUUGAUCCAGACGUCAUCAACUGUAUGGCUGAAUAUGAAAAUAUUAUCUUUCUAGUCAGCAGCUAGGAAAUCCAUGGAAGAAUUACAUAGCUGAUCUAUUUUUGUAUGAAAAAAGUUGUAACUUGUUUACAAGUUGUAAACCUUGUUUUCUGGAGCACUAAAAGGCAUUAAGUGUUGAACUCUAUUGAACGGGCACUGUGAAUAUACUGUGCUGCAGAAAUCUCCUCUUCCACUGUUCUCUUUACUUGGCAGCUAUUCUGUUUUUUUAAAAUGUUUUAUGCUUUUUCACACAUGAUUAUAUUUUUUUAACCUACUGUGUGCAAGUGAGGAAGUGAAAGUAAUUGCACUAAAGCUAUCUGCCAGUAACUUUAAAAUGUUUAUUUUUCUAAAACAUUCUACAGUGGUGGCUUUUUAACAGAUAUUAGCUAAGGAUUCUUCUUUUAAAUUCCAGAAAUGUAAACUUAGGUCAAAUUCUGCCCUGAGAUGUGAAAGUCAAGCAGAGCUCUCACUGAAAUCAGUGUGGAGUGGCAUGUCUACAUCUCAAGCCAGACUAGGUCCUAAUCAUCUUGCACAAAUAACACUCCAGAUUGCACAUAUUUUACUGAAUGUUAUAACAUUUAAAAGUUCAUGGUACUUGACAGAUUCCUAAUAAAGCUGCUUAAGGUUAUCUUUGGAGUAAAAAUAGUGAUUAUUUACUGAUCUUUUGUUAGUGUAAGAAAUAAAGCACCAAUAUUAAAAAUGACUGUGGGAAGAAUUAAAUUCAUAUCGGGCCCAGUCUUAGAAGUGUGCAGUAUGUACUUCAAAUGGAAGUUCUGCAUGAGUAAAUCAUUCAGAAUCUGACUCAUAGACACUAAAGCUUUAAUUCAAAGUUCAGUUUUUAAGCAAAUACAUUUAAAAAUGGGUAACUUUAGUUUCAUUGCUACUGUUAAUGCACUCCUUUUUUACAAAGAUCAUUGAAACAAAAAUUAUUUUGUAAUAAAUUUAAGUGAUAAGUUUUGUAAUUGAUGCUAAUCUAAACAUUUGUCUUCAUGAUUGUAAUUGUUUUCUAAGAAUUUUGAUUAUGAAUAACAAGCUGUUCAGUUCAUCAUGUACAUUCCUGCUGAAGUCUGAAUAUUUGAUUAGCGUCUAUACAAGAAGUUGUUUGCUUAGAGCAUAAGAAUUGCCAUACUAAAUCAGACAAGUUAUCGUAGUCCAGUAGUUUGUCUUUGACAGUGGUCAGCAACAGAUGCCUCAGCCCAUAGAGCAAGUUUCUUAUCGCUGUCAGAGGUCCACUUAUGUGCUAAAACAUGAGUGUUUAUUUCUCUUCCAAAAUACUUAAAUUUAUUCUUUUAUCCUUACUUUUGUAAUUAUGGAUGUUCUUGUUAUCCAUGUAAACAUCCAUACCUUUUCUGAAUCCUGGUGAACUCAUGUCAUAUUUGCAUACUUAUUUCAUGAUUGUUGGGGACUCUGUGCCUUUAGAGAAUAUGUAUGUAGGUUCUUCCAAGAUUGUUGCAAAACUAAUGUUUUUAUAAGCACCUUUUACCAUUCUGUCUCUGUGGAUUUGGUUGAUGAAACUGAUAUUGGAUCUAAUAAAAUAAUUUGUGAACUGAUA
Molecule: messenger RNA, 3764 nt
Organism: Gopherus flavomarginatus (Mexican gopher tortoise)
Lineage: Eukaryota; Metazoa; Chordata; Testudines; Testudinidae
Gene: GALNT12
Product: polypeptide N-acetylgalactosaminyltransferase 12
Exons: 10
Coding region: 409-2178 (589 amino acids)
Cellular component (GO): Golgi apparatus
Source: RefSeq, a predicted model, not a curated record